Lachancea sp. 'fantastica' is the source of this 150-nucleotide messenger RNA. NCBI's taxonomy places the organism in Eukaryota, Fungi, Ascomycota, Saccharomycetes, Saccharomycetales, Saccharomycetaceae. The record is from the annotation of a GenBank genome assembly.
AUGGGUGAUGAAGCCGUGGAGUCGUUCAAUUACGUGGCGCAAAAGCUUUCAGAAGACCAGUUGUUCCACGACUUUUCUCCACUAAUCGAGCACCUGGUUAUCGCUGACUGGUUAGCGACACUUAUAGUCAUUUGCCUUAUUAUCAAUUGA